UUUAAUAUGAUUCAGUAAUAGGGUUAUAGGUCAUCUAUGUUAACCCCAUUCCACUUGUAUUGUUCUUCUACUUGCUCAAAUUACGUGCUAGCUUUGACGAGCUAGCAACCAUGACAUUGCAGCUUAGCUGGCUGGUGGUUGCCUUCUCACUUGCCACUGCAGCUGGGUUGCUUAAUUUCCUGGUUAGCUAGCUCCUUAUUAAUAAACUAAUUUGCGAUUAACGACUUCACGUGAUCUUUCCCAAGCUAUAAAUGUGAACCAUAAUGGUACAAUUAGCAUUCACUUAAGUACUGUGAUAAACUGAUAAUCAAACAGUACAGAAGAAUGAGUUCACAGAAUCUAAGUAGUGUGUUUAUAGUUUUAUUUGCUGUCCUGUUAUGUCAAACAGGUGUUGAUUCACAGCUCCAAGUUGGGUUUUAUACAAGUUCAUGUAACGUAGCGGAGUUCAUUGUGAAGGAGGAAGUUCGAAAAGGGGUGAUUGGAAAUCGAGGAGUGGCAGCUGGUCUUGUGAGACUGCACUUUCAUGACUGCUUUGUUAGGGGUUGUGAUGCAUCAGUGCUGAUUGAUUCAACUUCCUCAAACACGGCAGAAAAAGAUGCACCAGCAAACAACCCGAGUCUACGAGGGUUUGAAGUCAUUGACAAUGCCAAGGCCAGACUUGAAUCUAUAUGCAAAGGUGUCGUAUCAUGUGCUGAUAUAGUUGCUUUUGCAGCAAGGGAUAGCGUUGAACUUACUGGAGGGCUUGGCUAUGACGUUCCUGCUGGAAGAAGAGAUGGCAGAGUUUCAGUAGCUUCAGACACAUUCACAAACUUGCCUCCUCCAACUGCCAAUGUCAACCAACUCACUCAACUUUUUUCAAACAAGGGUUUCACGCAAGAUGAAAUGGUCACUCUCUCUGGAGCACACACAAUUGGGCGCUCUCACUGCAGUUCUUUCAGUAAUAGAUUGUACAACUUCAAUGCAACAACAAAGCAGGACCCUAGUUUAGAUCCCCGGUACGCUGAGCAGUUGAAGCAGCAAUGUCCACAAGGCAACACAAAUCCAAACUUAGUGGUUGCCAUGAACCCUUUCAGCCCUUUCACAACCGAUGUAUCCUACUACGCUGACAUUUUGGCAAACCGAGGCUUGUUCACAUCAGACCAAACUCUCAUCACAAACUCUGCAACCGCAAACCAAGUUAAUCAAAAUGCCAGGAAUCCCUUCCUGUGGAAUAACAAAUUUGCUGCUGCAAUGGUGAAGAUGGGACGACUCGGUGUCCUGACUGGCAAUGAUGGUGAGAUUCGGGCAAAGUGCAGGGUCUUUAACUAGCAUAAAGCAAGGAGGAUGGUUAUCCUAAAAGCUCGAAGAUGGAGAUGCUUCAGCCCCUUAAUCCUAGUUACUCAAUCGUCUCAUUAUGCUCCUAUUAGUUUAAUAAUUACGUGAUAAGCACUUAACGCAUGUUGCUGUUAGGUAUUAUCAUUUUUUAUCUCGAAAUCAAUCGAGUGCCUUUUAGCACAGAAACACAAGAAUUUGCCAAAUUAUGAAGCAGAUAACACUUACACGAUGAAGAAUAAUAAAAACCUUCAUAAAUCAUGAGAAAGAUAUCAGCAAAACAGAAGCCGUGCUGUUAAUGUCUCAAGUCUAAAAAGAAAUGAAAGCACGAUCCGGCAUAACUAGAUAAUUACUGAAACUGACGACAUCAAUCAAAAAUCUCAUGAUCAAGUAAAAACCGAAGAUUAUUAAAUCCUCAACCACAUUAAGUGGUAAGCUCCAUGAUGGCACUGACAAUGUCCCCACUGUGCGUCUUGAGAGCC
Molecule: messenger RNA, 1793 nt
Organism: Rosa chinensis
Lineage: Eukaryota; Viridiplantae; Streptophyta; Magnoliopsida; Rosales; Rosaceae
Product: peroxidase 5
Exons: 4
Coding region: 325-1308 (327 amino acids)
Biological process (GO): hydrogen peroxide catabolic process; response to oxidative stress
Cellular component (GO): plant-type cell wall; plasmodesma
Molecular function (GO): heme binding; peroxidase activity
Source: RefSeq, a predicted model, not a curated record